AUGGCUUCUAACACAAGUUUCCUCUUCGCCACCGUAACUCUUCUCCUCGUCGCCAGCAUCUCCGGCAGAAAUCUCCCCGCUACGGCUGACUCCACAAACAUUGCGGCGAGGCUUAACGGAGGAGGGCUGAUGGAGUGCUGGGACGCACUGUACGAGCUCAAAUCAUGCACCAACGAAAUCGUUCUCUUCUUCCUCAACGGCGAGACCAAACUCGGCGUUGGUUGCUGUCACGCCGUUGAUGUCAUCACCAUCGAUUGUUGGCCGGCGAUGCUUACCUCUCUUGGCUUUACAUCUGAGGAGACCAACGUCCUCCGUGGCUUCUGUCAGUCUCCAAAUUCCGGUGGUUCUUCUCCGGCUCCUUCCCCAGUGAAACUUUGA
Microthlaspi erraticum is the source of this 378-nucleotide messenger RNA. The record is from the annotation of a GenBank genome assembly. NCBI's taxonomy places the organism in Eukaryota, Viridiplantae, Streptophyta, Magnoliopsida, Brassicales, Brassicaceae.